AUGCAGAGCACUUUUGGCAAUGCCGAGGCUGCAGAUCCCAGGCGUGCCACGGCUGUACAGGUUUCUUUUGAAGUGUUUCCUGUGGACGGCUCCAACAUACAGGUGGAGCCGCAGAGCAGCACGAAUGUGAACGUUAGAGCUGGCGUUGAGUACAAUCGCUUCGUAAUUCAUGCAUUGUCCGGCUUGGGAGUGUCCAAGCAGGACAUCCGAGCAAAGCUUGUACCGUAUGACAUGAGAUCGACGCUGCAGACGUGUGAGACAGUUCAGGCUUACAUGGGAUUUCCCUUCAAUGGGGCCGAAAAUGCGGUGGUACCGGGCACCACGCCGGAGACGAUCCGCAACGUCUUUGGCCCGCUGACGUUUCCCAACGGCGGCCUCUUUCGCAUUUGUUAUUCGCCUGAUGGAAUUCAAUGGCAGGAACUGGAGCCAAGUAUAUCUGUUUUCGGUGCUGAAAGCACGACCAACAAGUUUUGGUGUCCAGUCACCAGCCUGGCGCGGCAGGAAUGCAAGUUCGACCCCAGUAUCACAGGGUGCGAGUGUACCGGCAAGGUUCAAGGUUACAAGAGAAACAACAUGACAGAUGAGUUUAUGCUUCUUGGAAUGCCAAACCCAGCGUAUCCUCCAUGGAGGUCCAGUCUGACUUAUGUGAACCAGGCAUGUGGAGGAGCGGUUGAUGCUGCUCCCUUUAUUAACAAGGUGUCGGAUGUCAGCAAUGAGAUUGGCUUCGAGAUCCACAACUUCGGGCUCAUCAAAGAUGGCUUUGGUCUUGGUGUACAGCGCUGA
This is a messenger RNA of Symbiodinium necroappetens, 783 nucleotides long. NCBI's taxonomy places the organism in Eukaryota, Dinophyceae, Suessiales, Symbiodiniaceae. The record is from the annotation of a GenBank genome assembly.